Messenger RNA from Rattus norvegicus (Norway rat), 3484 nucleotides. The record is from RefSeq and is a predicted model, not a curated record. Lineage: Eukaryota; Metazoa; Chordata; Mammalia; Rodentia; Muridae.
CCUCCGUGGGGGCUGUUCAACGAUUGGCCAGGGGCUGGAGGAGCGUGGUCCUGGGGCGGCCGGUGGGGUGGUCUGCUUCGGCGCACGCGAGGCUUUGGUGGAAGCGGCGGUCCUUGAUAAGUGAGCGAGUCCAGGGGAACACUCAUCACUGGGUCGGCAAGACCCAGGAACCCCAAUCCCCCGAGGAGGUGUGGCGGCGAGGUGCCGGCCGGUCGGUCCUGCUUCGUAGCCCACAGAGGGGGAACUGAGAAGCCCUCGGGACGAUCUUCUCACCAGCGCCUCAUAUAGACCAUGGCCGAACCGUUGAAGGAGGAGGACGGCGAAGAUGGCUCUGGGGAACCCCCUGGGCGGGUGAAGGCAGAACCCGUCCACUCCGCUGCAUCUGUCGUGGCCAAGAACCUGGCCCUGCUCAAAGCCCGCUCCUUCGACGUGACCUUUGACGUGGGGGACGAGUACGAGAUCAUCGAGACCAUAGGCAAUGGGGCCUACGGGGUGGUGUCCUCGGCGCGCCGCCGCCUCACGGGUGAGCUGGCUUCCUGAGGCUCAGCAUGUGUGGACUGCUUUCCAGAGGCCCCGCACGGUUCCAGGAGGAUCAGCUGCACCGGGGAUUCUGGUUCCACUCACGCUUACCGACUAGGUGCCAGCUCCCCGUUAGGUACCCUUCUCAGGAACCCUGUUUCUCCCAGUCCGCCUACUUUUUCCUUAGGGGAAGGAUAUCUCUUUAAGCCAGAAUAGAGAGAUACUCCUUGGUGCCCAUAAGAGAUACGUUCUAGAGCCAGAGAUUGGCACAAUGGAUUGGUGGUGGAAUGGGGAGGAUCAGUGAUGGAACGACUAUGUGAGGAGGGAGAAUGAAUUAGUACAAUCACAACCACCACUAACUAGCUGUGCCUCCUCUGUAUGUGAGCUCUUAGUCGCUGCUUCAUGAGGUAGUUGUGAAAUUAAAAUUUGCUCAAUGGUACACACAAGGCCCUGCACACAGUCAGCAGGUGGCCAUCAAGAAGAUACCUAAUGCUUUUGAUGUGGUGACCAAUGCCAAACGGACCCUCAGGGAACUGAAGAUCCUCAAACACUUCAAACACGACAAUAUCAUCGCCAUCAAGGACAUCCUGAGGCCCACUGUGCCCUAUGGAGAAUUCAGAUCUGUCUACGUGGUACUGGACCUCAUGGAAAGUGACCUACACCAGAUCAUUCACUCUUCACAGCCGCUCACACUAGAACAUGUGAGAUACUUCCUAUACCAGCUGCUUCGGGGCCUCAAAUACAUGCACUCUGCUCAGGUCAUCCACCGCGAUCUUAAACCCUCUAACCUUUUGGUCAAUGAGAACUGUGAGCUCAAGAUUGGUGACUUUGGAAUGGCCCGUGGCCUGUGUACAUCCCCUGCCGAGCACCAGUACUUCAUGACUGAGUAUGUGGCCACUCGCUGGUACCGUGCUCCUGAACUCAUGCUUUCGCUGCAUGAGUACACACAGGCUAUUGACCUCUGGUCUGUGGGCUGCAUCUUUGGUGAGAUGCUGGCUCGGCGACAGCUCUUCCCAGGCAAAAACUAUGUGCAUCAGUUACAGCUGAUCAUGAUGGUGUUGGGAACUCCAUCACCAGCUGUGAUUCAGGCUGUGGGGGCUGAAAGGGUGCGAGCCUAUAUCCAGAGCCUGCCACCAAGGCAGCCUGUACCUUGGGAGACAGUAUACCCGGGUGCUGACCGCCAGGCCCUCUCACUGCUGGGACGCAUGUUGCGAUUUGAACCCAGUGCCCGAAUCUCAGCUGCUGCUGCCCUUCGCCACCCCUUCCUGGCUAAGUACCACGACCCUGACGAUGAGCCUGAUUGCGCCCCACCUUUUGACUUUGCUUUUGACCGUGAAGCCCUUACCAGGGAGCGCAUUAAGGAGGCCAUUGUGGCUGAGAUUGAGGACUUCCAUGCACGACGGGAGGGCAUCCGCCAACAAAUUCGCUUCCAGCCCUCUUUGCAGCCUGUGGCUAGUGAGCCUGUGUGUCCAGAUGUCGAGAUGCCCAGCCCCUGGGCUCCAAGUGGAGACUGUGCCAUGGAGUCACCUCCUCCAGCACUACCACCAUGCUCUGGCCCUGCCCCUGACACUGUUGAUCUGACUCUGCAGCCUGCCCCGCCCGCCAGUGAGCUUGCUCCGCCAAAAAGAGAGGGUGCCAUCUCCGACAAUACCAAAGCAGCCCUCAAAGCUGCUCUGCUCAAGUCCCUGAGGAGCCGGCUUCGAGAUGGGCCCAGUGCACCCUUGGAGGCCCCUGAACCUCGAAAGCCUGUGACAGCUCAGGAACGUCAGCGAGAGCGAGAAGAGAAGCGCAGGAGGCGACAAGAGAGAGCCAAGGAGAGGGAGAAGCGACGACAAGAGCGGGAGCGCAAGGAGAGGGGGGCUGGCACCUUGGGGGGCCCCUCUACUGACCCUUUGGCUGGAUUGGUGCUCAGUGACAAUGACCGAAGCCUGCUAGAGCGGUGGACUCGCAUGGCUAGGCCUCCUGUCCCUGCACCAGCACCAGCACCAGCACCAACACCAAAACCAACACCAACACCAACACAGUCCUCUGCUCAACCCACUAGUCCUCCCAAUGGCCCUGUAUCUCAGUCUACUGCUCCUCUACAGCCUGCAGGCUCUAUUCCUGGUCCUGCCUCCCAGCCUGUUUGCCCACCCCCUGGGCCUGUUCCCCAGCCUGCUGGCCCUGUCCCUGCCCCUCUCCAGACUGCCCCUUCCACUAGCCUUUUGGCCUCCCAGUCACUUGUGCCACCUAGUGGGUUGCCUGGUUCUGGUGCCCCAGAAGUUCUGCCUUACUUCCCAUCUGGCCCACCACCUCCAGAUCCUGGGCUCACCCCUCAGCCUUCUACAUCAGAGUCACCUGAUGUCAACCUGGUGACCCAGCAACUGUCCAAGUCUCAGGUGGAGGACCCCCUGCCUCCCGUGUUCUCAGGCACUCCAAAGGGCAGUGGGGCUGGCUACGGUGUUGGCUUUGACCUGGAGGAAUUCUUAAACCAAUCUUUUGACAUGGGUGUGGCUGAUGGGCCACAGGAUAGCCAGGCAGACUCAGCCUCACUCUCAGCCUCCCUCCUUGCUGACUGGCUUGAGGGCCACGGCAUGAACCCCGCUGACAUUGAGUCUCUGCAGCGUGAGAUCCAGAUGGACUCCCCAAUGUUGCUGUCUGACCUGCCUGACCUCCAAGAACCCUGAGACCCACAGCUUGUGCCUUGCUGCCAGGACAGACCCAGCUUCAAGGUCCAGGGGUGCAGUCCAGAGGGCUGCAGCCUUGAGCCUGGCAGGUGAGGCUCAGCUUGAGUUACUCUGCAGGUUCAUCUCAGACCCACCGUUCAGCCUUAAGCAGCCGCCUGAGCCACCACCGAGCCAUAACAGGAUGGGAGGCUCUACUCCUUCCUGCGCAGUCUUCUCCAGUGUUGUAUUUUUAUUACUGUUGUAAUAUGCAUUUGUUUUGCCAUCGAAAUGAGGCCUGUGAAAUACAAGGUUUCCUUUAA